GCUGCACUGCCACAGGGAAGCUCAGCCUCAGCCAGGCUCAGGCUUUGUGGCUCUAGUGAGGGGACUCGGAACACGUGAAGAAUGGCGCACUCAUCAAGGUCAAAUGCAACAGACGGGCGCCCUAGGAUGAAGGAGGGCGCCAAGAUGGACGACCCCGAGGACCGGCUAUGCAACAUCUGCUGCGUGGAGCCGUCGGAUGUCUACUUUGUACCCUGCUGCCAUCAGAGCUGCGCGCAGUGUGUGCAGAAGCUUCGGAUAGCAAACAUUUACAAGGCUGAUAAAGGCGUUCGGUGUCCCUUCUGCCGCCAAGUAGUUGAGGGCUACAGUGAUACUCCUCCUGUCCUUCAAAAAGAAACAAAACCAGUUGUUGAGGCCCCUAAAGGCCCUGAUCCUCGGACACUCUAUGGGAGGAAUGGGAUCCAAUCGAUUGGCCAGGUCAAUGAGUAUGUGCCACCCCGGGGCAUCUCAGAGCAUAUUCCCACCUUAGACUCGUUACGAACAGAUGCAAUCCCAGAGGGUUAUAUUAUACCACCGCUGACCGCAAAGAAUGACGUUGUGGAUAUGAUUCACGACAAAACGGGUGCUCGUCAUCUUGACUUCAUGCUCAGAGAUACCUACCCGAAGAGCGGAAAAGUAGCUCGUCAAUGUGUAGUUUUGGGGCCUCAUCUUAGCAAAUUGGCGGCACAUCCUUUUGCAAACUAUGUGGUUCAACGCCUUCUAGACUAUGCCCACGCGCAUCGGGACGGCCCCGACGGGUGGCCGGGCGGUUUUUUGACCCUGCUCAAGGCAUUCUGUGCAAACGGGGGCCUUGUGGAAGCGGCCAAGGAGCAACGCGGAACUUUUGCUUGUCAGAGGCUGGCGUUAUGGCUGCGCACGCAAGAGGAUGUAGCUGUCUUCAUAACAAGCCUGAAAGGUCACAUGGUCACUCUGGCACUGGAUCCCCAUGCUUACUGGGUGAUUGAGCGCCUGGCAGAAUCGUUCAUCACGUCAUUAGCUGCUCCCGUGGGGGCGAAACGAAACAUCCCAAUUGCGGUGGCACUGAAAGGCCUGCAGAUAAUGUGCGAGGAUAUGGGGCCGCAAGCAGCACGGUUGUCAAAACAUCAGCAAGCCAGCAUGACCCUGGUUGAGUGCAUCCGUUGGUGCGUACCGGCGCCCGAAGCCAUGUCUGCUGCCAUGACGUUAGCGGAUUCCGCAAGGGAGAUUGUGGGGUCCCGGUACCCUAAUCGUGCAUUGCAAGGUUUGCUCACGUUAAACGUUCCGAUUAUUGCAGAAGCCAUUGUAACCCAAUUGCGAGGAAAGCAUGCGGAGCUGUGUCUCGAUAAGGGCCCCAGUCUCGGUCCGAAGCUGACCAAGUCCAUCCUGGCAACCCCCUGUGUGGGCGACGAGCAUCGCGUCGAGAUCGUGGACGAGCUGCUGCAUCCCGCCGUAAUCAUACCCAUCCUCGAGAACGUUUUCGCAACAGACACGCUAGCAUUUGGACUGGCCCUGCUGCCAAGAAGGUUUUUGGACGUCCGGCUGGAGCGCCUGAGCCACGUGGAGCGCCGCCACCCAUCCUUCAUCCUCGCCGAACUGAUCAAGCUCGUCCACCAGAACCGAGUCAUCUGCGGCAUCGUCAGUCAUCCCCAAAACGCUCGACCCAACGGAACGGGGGCAUCGAUCGCCCCCCAAAGCAGACCCCCAAGCGCGGAAGGGUUCCCAAAUCACGCGAACGGCCAGCCUUUACCCACUGGCUUCGUGCCGAAUCCCCCUCCGCGGGCGCAAUUGCCAAAGGACCUGUUUCAGAACUUGGAGGGUUUUGAGCCGGCACCCCCCCCGAUCGCAGCCCAGCCAAACCCCCCUCCAGUCACGAUUCCUGCAAUUCCGUCGGCGCCCCCCCCAGCCCCUUAUAGUGGUUCUGAACCAUCUUUGGUAAACAAUAGCCCCAUGCCACAGACCCCAGGACAGAGUAGAGUGAACUCCUUCGAGGGGGGUGGUUUUAGCAGCGGAAGCAGCCCCCCCGAGGGAUCGUACCUGCCCCCCCACAAGGCGGACAAGAUCAGGGAGCCGUCGGCUGUGUUUGUGCCGGGCCCCAAGGAGGCCAAUGGGGGAGCGCCACGUGUCGAUCCGCAGGAGGCGCUCGCCCGGGUGGAAAGGAACGCGGGGUACGUUCCGCCACACAUCCGCAAGGUCGCUGAGCAAGCGAAGGGCCCGGGCGCGCCCGCCCAGAAGACGCGGGACGGAGAUAUGUGCGGCAAGUGCAACGUCAGGCUGGCGAACAUGGUACUUCUGGACUGCGCCCACCUAUGCGCCUGCUCCAACUGCGCGCAAUUCCUCAGGAACUGCCCCACCUGCAACGCUCCGGUUAUGGGCGUCAUCGAGGUCGAGCUCCCCCCUCCCAAAGGCCCUGUUUCCGAGGCCCCCGCACCGAGCACCCCCACGGAGAGGCCGCCCGUCACGCCAACAGGGCCCCGGGAAGAUUCCCCCGCCCCGGCUCCCAGCACCCCCUCCCCCAAAGCGGGCCAGCAGCCGAACCGAGCGCGCGCCCCGUAUAACCCGCUGAAACCCACACAACCUCCGCAGCCGGGAUACGGGCAGGCGAGCGAUGCUUCUGAGGCGCAGCCAACGCAUCCUGCGCAGCAGAAUGGAUACGGGAUGAGCGGUCUGGCGCAGCCAAACGGGCCGAUCACAUUUCCGGCACAGAACGGGUUCAGGCAAGGGGCGCCUGCGGGAUCCGCUUUUGGGCAAGCAGGUCCAUCGCAAGCGGCACCAGUGUACCCCCCACCACCCAUGGCCGCUCCCUUUCCCGGCAGACCACAAGUGCCAGGUGGCAUGCCUGCAGCACUGCCAGCUGGCGUGCGGCGCCCUGCGCCAUAUCGCCCUCCCCUAGCUUAUCGGCCUCCCGGAGUGUAAGCGGCAGUACGGGGGCCGUAAAGAUCGUUGGGCUGGGACUGGAAGCCGCUACGAACAAGAUCCCGAAAAGAGCAGCAUCCGACUUAGGAACACGUGUCGGCGCCAAGGUGGUUGUGGGGGUCUGCCGGCAUUUGUGUACAGGAAGCAACGGGAGUGCGGAUUGGAAGAGACACUGGGUUUUUUGUGUCGAGAAAGCGUAAUCGGGCGGAAAAUUUUGUGAAAGUAGGGGGUUUUAUCUGGCCGAGAAGCGUAAUCGGGCGAAAAACUUUGUGAAAGGUAGGGGUUUUAUCUGGCCGGCAAGGGAGAGGUGUGGACACUGCAGAUCGUCAAGCUGUCCCGUUGCUCAUAGUUCUCUUUCCAGACGUCUCGUCUGUCACCUGACACUUCUGGCUCUUGUUGCUGAUCAAGCGCUUGAUGCACGGGUUUUGAUAAACCGGCGGCUUCUGUAUGAGAAAGUGCUGGUGUAGCUUCAUUGUCUUUGACUAUUGGAAUGGGUAAUGGUUACAGUGGUUGUAAGCAUGACCACCUUCUCAGGCAUUCUUGUCAGUGACUAGUAUCUAUAAACACACUUUGGGAUAUCAUUCUCAUCGAUCACAUGGAAGAGUUGUUGCCAGGCUGAGUUGGACUGAUCUAGCUUACACCAUGACGCUCAGGUUUGGUAAGGUAGCGAGGCGUUAGGAAAUCAAACCGACAUGGAUCCAUAUAGAUGCCAUGGAAAGCCUAUGCAUUAUGUGGCUGCGGCGUCUAAAAAGUCGGAGAGCAUAGCUACGUACAGAUAGGCUGCAUUGUCUCUCCUUGCAAGAUACUUCGCACAUGGCUGCAAGGUUGAUUUGUAGGUCACAAGCAAACAUUAGUACGAAAC
Klebsormidium nitens is the source of this 3751-nucleotide messenger RNA. The record is from the annotation of a GenBank genome assembly. Lineage: Eukaryota; Viridiplantae; Streptophyta; Klebsormidiophyceae; Klebsormidiales; Klebsormidiaceae.